AUGGACGCAUCUGUCCCUGACUCUAGGAGACGGUCGUCUCGGGCAGGAAGACACCACAAGGUCUCCGCCGCGUGCCUUCAAUGCCGCACCAAGAAGAUCAAGUGUGACGGCGAGCGCCCGAUCUGCGGCCCUUGCCUCAAGAGACACGGCGACCAAGCGACGUGCACCUUGCGCCCAACCGCCGAGCAGGAACUUGCGCUCUUCCGCGAAAAGAUCGCAGAGCUCGACGACAAAAUUAGACAGCUCGAAAGCCGCGAUGUUGGAUCUUCGACACUCUCCGGCCCCGGCCCAGACGCGGAACAGGCCGUGCCGCCGCUGUCGGACGUCCAAAGCCGAGAGGUCUGGGAAGGCCUCCGUCGCGGGGAGGUGUCGCUCUCGUCAGGGUCGUAUCGGGCUCCGGCAGACGUGGACCCCAUGGUGGGCGCAAGUUCCAAUAACUUUUCUAGCGACUCAAUAUUCUUUGGCAGUUCGAGCGCCAGCGGCUUCGUCCGGCAGGUGGAGGAAGCCUUCUAUCCCGAAGGCGAGUCCCCGAACUCAGCUGCUGCCGGCGUCGACACGCAUGGCCCGGCUGCGUCCCGUCAUCCGUCUGCGCCGUCGGAAGACCUAUCCACCCAAACACUCCAACUGCCGCACCAGUCCGCCGCCGACCACCUGUUGGGAAUCUACUGGACGAUCGUCGACCCUCUCUACCCGUUCCUUGACAAAGCCGAGACCCAGGCUCGGUGCGCACGUCUCUGGGCGGAUGGACCGCCGCUCAACGUCACGCGGUCCUUCGUGUGUCAGAUCAACAUGAUCUUCGCCAUGACCAGCCAGCUCGACGAGCGGGUCCCACCGGGCGACAGGGCCGGGCACGCCGAGGUGUACCUCGACCGUGCUAUGAGGCACCUGGUCUCCGAGCUGUGGGAGUCGGCGUCGCUGCAGUCCGUACAAAACUUCUUGAUUCUGGCACAGUAUCUCCAGAGCACCAACAAAGGCUACCAGUGUUGGAUGGUGGUCGGACAUGCCGUUCGAAUGGCCCAAAAUCUCGGUCUUCAUCUCCGCGAGACCUCGGAAAAGAUCCAUUCGGCCCGGAAGCGCCAGUUGUACCGGAAAGUGUGGCAUGGCUGCAUAUUAAUGGACAGGAUCGUUGCGCUGACAUUUGGCCGGCCGACCGUGGUCAGCCUGAAAGAUGCCUCUUGUGUCCCUCUGCCUCUCCCGGUGGACGACGAGUUCUUGCCCGAGGAAUCGACGAUGGAGCCACACUCCAUUCCCAAGGGCCCGAUGGUCGUCGAGUUCUACAUUGAGACUUUGAAGUUGUACGCCAUCCUAGACGAGAUUCUCACAACCCUGUAUGCCACGACCACGGCUGUGCCCCGAAUUGCCAGUAACGAAAGCCAGUCAUCUUCGCUGAGAGCAAGAAGAAUGACAGCUCUCCUACAACUGGACCUCUCCCUGGCGUCCUGGCUCAAAUCACUUCCGGAUCAUUUGAGGCCCGUACACACUCAGGCGUCUCUCAGCCCAUUCUUUCGUCAGGGAAUAGUACUCCAUUCACGGUACCUUCACGUGCGCAUUUUGCUCUUCCGGCCAAUGCUGGCGCGGUUCAUCACCGCUCGAAACGAAAGCAAGGUAGUCGAACAGCAGGCCGAGACAACGUUGUACGAAACCCUCACACACCGCGCGUCCGUAUCCUGCGUCGAGACCGCCGUCCACGCCGUCGAGACGAUUGAAUCGCGGCUGCCCGAGUCUGACGGCGCCAUCGGAGCUCUUCCGGCUUGGUGGUACAAUGUUCUGUACGUGUAUACGGCCGCCGUCGUCCUCUUAGCCGCGGCGGGGUGUGCCGAGCUGCAUCUCCAAGUCCCUCGACGGCAUAUUUUGGCGUGCUGGGGAAAGGCACAUCGUGUUUUGAGCAGCUACCUCGCCUAUAGCCCCUCUGUCCAGAGAAGCAUCACCGCGUUGGAAGUCUUGUUCUCUCGCAUUGCCGCACAAAAUCGGUUGUCCUUUCCCAUGAGCAACUGGAAAAGCAUGGAUCACGGACCCGAGUUCGCUGAAGAGCUACCUGCAAGUCAAAAUCUGGAACGAAAUAUGGACAUGAGCGGGCUCCAUGCCGAUAUGUUCUCCCAUUCCACACCAAAUGUUGAUCCUACUGCAUUUGCUUUCAACAGCACCAAUUAUUCUUCAGGUUUGUCAUCUGAGCUGUGGAUGAAUGGUAUCCCCGAUGCUCGGCCGGAUUCUGGGCACCAACACUUGUUCGCUCGCCCGGGGGACAUGACUUGGUUUAGCGACCUGCAGUUCAACAUGUAG
Exophiala spinifera is the source of this 2280-nucleotide messenger RNA. RefSeq lists its product as uncharacterized. Gene Ontology annotation, molecular function: zinc ion binding; DNA-binding transcription factor activity, RNA polymerase II-specific; RNA polymerase II cis-regulatory region sequence-specific DNA binding. The transcript is spliced from 3 exons. Gene Ontology annotation, biological process: DNA-templated transcription; positive regulation of transcription from RNA polymerase II promoter by galactose. Gene Ontology annotation, cellular component: nucleus. Bases 1 to 2280 code for a protein of 759 amino acids. NCBI's taxonomy places the organism in Eukaryota, Fungi, Ascomycota, Eurotiomycetes, Chaetothyriales, Herpotrichiellaceae. The record is from RefSeq and is a predicted model, not a curated record.